UGCAGAAGAUGGUGUGUCCUCAUGUGAAGGACUCGGUUUCUUGCCCUUGCCAAGACGAUCUUCUUCGAGUAUUAGCAUCGAUAGUGCCUCCUCAAAGGAUGGAAAAGGCUGUCGAUGGAUAAUGAGGUUUGAUUAUGUUGUCAUACUUGCCAUUGAGGCCAUUGAGAAGAUAUGUCACCAACGUCCUCUCCGAGACUGGAGCAUCAACAUUAGCUAACAUAUCAACAAUUGAUUUUACUCCUGACAGUACACGUGGACCGUGAGAACGCCUAUCUCCUUGGUGCGUAGUUUGUGGUCAAGCUGGAUUGCCAUGGCUUCCUUAUUGUCUUGAAAAAAAAAUUUCAGUCGAAGCCAAAUUUCUUGCGAUGUACCUCAUGUCUUGAAUGUACCCUUGAAGAGGUUCUUCGAGAGAGUACCGUAUAGCCACAGUUUGACUAAGCCAUCUCGUUUCUUCAAAACGUGAUCAUUGCCGUCGGAUGGGAGGAGUGUGCCGUCGAGGUGGCCUGAAACGUCAAAGCUUUGGCAGUGUGAGAAAGAGUUCUCGCCAAGCGUCGUAGUUCCCAUUAUCGAUGUCCAAGAGAAACAGAAUGUGGGAAUUGAUGUUGGUGACUCCAUAGGUGCGUUCAAGUGGAGCGGGUGCAGCCAUUGGAUGAGAAGGAGAAAAGAAAGAGAGAGUGGAGUGAUGAAGAGAAAACAGAGAGAGAGUGAAUACACAGAGAGAUUGCGUUUUCGAUGGUUCAGGAACUGAAACCCGCUGAUACCAUGAAAGUGAGGAAGUUUUCCUUGAAAUGUAUGUGUAUUAACUUGACAAUAUAUAGUACAAAACAGUUUAGAGAUACGUGGGAUCUCCUCUAGACUAACAUAAAUGUAGGAAAAUAUACUAAGGUAUAUCUAAACUGUAAAACAAUACUUAUCUUAUCUAAUAUUGUCAACUCCUGAAUAACUAUCUUGAGUUAAUCUUCAUCAGCCCAGUUCUGAUGUUUUGCAUUGGGUUUUUUUCGAACUUUUUGUCUAAGCGCAUAUAUGUUUAGGGUUUCAUCAGUUCCGGAAGUUCGGGUACAAUCAAUUUAACUACACCACUACAAAAAUUACCCGACUAAUAUAUUAAUCAGAUCUUGACGGUUUAUUCUCCACAAAAGUUACAAAUAAAUGGCUCCAGUUAACUUUUACUAUUUUCUUAUUUGAGUUAAAGUUAUAAUUUAUUUGCGAAGAAGUAAAGUUAGAAUUCCCCAAUAUUUUUAUAUUGUAAUUUAAAAUCAAGCUAUAUAUCUUACAAUACUAAAAGGAUAAUAAGCUCAACAACUAAAGUGUCCAGAUCAGCAAAUUAAUUCGAGCCAAUCAGGUUCUAAAUAUAUGCCAUGUCAGCACGACCUAAAUCUUCCCCGCAAAUUUGUCGAUCCACAUCCCAGUUGAAAAAAAUCAUUUGCUCACCCCGUUACAGUCUCUAUAUUUCCUUUUCUCCCUUCUCCGAGCUUCUCCGUUGGGUGAACGACUACCAUUGAAUUGAUUUCUUCAUUUCGAUUCGAUUCUCUCUGCCGAUUACUAAGGUUCAUUCUUAUAAGGAUAACGAGUAACAGGAGCAGCAGCAAUCGUUUUGAUUAUUUAAAGUUGCAAGCUUUUUUCUAGAUUUAGGACAAAGUUUCAGUUAUGAGUGCAUCAUGGGCAGAUGUGACCGACUCUGAGAAGGCUGCUUCCAGGGCAAAGCCUGCUUAUGUUCCCCCACAUCUAAGGAACAGGCAGUCUGCGCCUGUUGCUCCUUUGCCACAAAAUGAUCGUCCGGGGUAUGGUGGUCAACCGUCUAGAUGGGCUCCUGGAGGUGGAGUUGGUGGAGGCGGUGGCUACAGGAAUGAUGUAGGGCGUCCCGGCCAAGGUUAUGGUGGACGAGUAAGUAGUGGUGGUGGCUGGAACAACAUAGGUGGAGGAUGGGAACGUGACGUUAAUCCGUUUGGAGAUGAGGCUGAUCUAGAACCCGCCGUUCAGGAGAAUACUGGCAUUAAUUUUGAUGCCUAUGAAGAUAUUCUCAUCGAGACCACUGGAGGAGACGUGCCUCCUCCUGUUAACACUUUUGCUGACAUUGAUCUUGGGGAGGCGAUGAAUCUCAACAUCAGGAGGUGUAAGUACGUGAGGCCAACACCUGUACAGCGUCACACCAUUCCGAUACUUCUUGCAGAGAGGGAUUUGAUGGCCUGUGCUCAGACAGGAUCUGGGAAGACUGCUGCCUUUUGCUUUCCGAUAAUUAGUGGAAUCAUGAGAGAUCAGCACCUUCAGAGACCUCGUGGUUCACGGACCGUUUACCCUCUUGUAGUUAUCCUCUCACCAACAAGGGAGCUGGCAUCUCGGAUUCAUGAUGAAGCAAAAAAAUCCGCAUACCAAACUGGUGUGAAGGUCGUUGUUGCUUAUGGAGGAACACCGACUAACCAGCAGUGACUCUGUGAGGUGGAGGUUUCUCCAUCACUUCCGUCGAGCUCUCGAACACUAACCAUCAGAGGCUGCCGUAAAAUCUGAGUGGCCGUUGACCUCUCGGAAAAGAGAGCCUUAGCUGUUCGUUGGGUCAUCAAUUACUACAUCCAUCCCGAAGACAAACUUCAUUCUCCACCUCUUCCCACCUCCGUUAUCUUAGGCGCCGAUUGAGGUCGUCUCCCUCUCCAAACUCAGCAACCGCAGCUUAAACAUGAAGAUUUCACUGCAUUCACCAACUCCAAGGUAACAGAGCUAGCAAAGCCGUCGAAGGAAGUUAGGUUUCGUCACAAAUUCAUAUAGUGAAGUUUCACGAUAGUUCAUAGAAGAACCGCGGCAGUGUACAUGUCUAGACGGUGUACAUGUAGACAUGUCUAGACGGUGUACACCUUUGUUAAGUGUUAAGCGAUAAGGAAAAAUAUCAUUGUCGUCGUGUUCAUACAUCUUUUAAGAGACUAUUUGUAAGAGCAUGUGUUGGUGCUUGUUUUAAAAGAAGAGUUGUAUGUCCAUGUGUACAUUGUUUUGCUGCUAUCCCCGUGUACAUUGUUCUAACGAUGUCCACGUGUACGCCCCUAUGUAUAUUGUUCUAACGAUGAAGAACAUAACUGAAUAACCGAAUGACAUGCACAAAUAACCGAAUGACAUGCACAAAUCUCUUUAAAAAAUUCUCAGUUGUACAACAUUCCAGCGCUAUCACACAUAUUCCAAUGUUUCAACAUUUGUAAAGGCUAAAUAGCAUUCAUAUGUACAUGUUCUUUCACUAUCCACAUGGACAUUGAUUAACAAAAUCCAUAACUACAUGUUGUGUGAAUGGCGUGUACAGAUCUCGAAUCUCACCGAAGAGGACGGUAUUAUUUCUUGGUUCGAAGGUGAAUACAUGGUUCGUGCGAGAUGAAAUGUUGGUGGAGAAGACGGUGGUUGCUGGUGGUUGCUGGUGAGCUGACGGCUGAGCAGCCUCUGACGACGGCGCGAAGAUCCCAAUCCUCGGCCAUUGACUUGGUUUCUCAGGGGAGACAAAGCUUUCUUCUGAAAAUCUCUGAGGAGAGAAGAUACAAGCAGAGGACUGAGCUCAUGGCCGCCGAGUUAUAUUAAUUUUGACAGCAAAUCAACUUCAAACUCUGAAGCUUUCGAUUUUCUCCGGCUGAAUCAAAGUCAAACUAAGUGAUCCACUGCAGCAGAAGUAAAAAGUCAGCGAGAAAUCCAUUCCGAUCUAGCCACGUGGGAAGAUGAAAUCCAACGAUUCGUGUUGUGUGGAGGAUUUGGAAUAUACAUAAGCUGUAGAAGAUGCAUGAACAGAUGAAUCACAAGAUGAUUUUACACCACUACCAGCUGCGGCAGCGGCUCUCCGCUUCACUCCGUUGAAAUUUCUGGUUUUUCUCAUCAGUUAUAUAAAAGAGCAAAAUCUAGAAACUAAAGGAAUAAGAAAAGAAACUUAGUUAGGUUGUAGUUACUAUGUGCAAUAGAAAAAAGGGUACUAUAGAAAUUUAAUAUGUUGACAGCUGUGCAUAUGUGUCUAAAAAGCAAAGAGAAAGUGCAGUAGGAGUCAAAAGUUACUCAGAGUGUUAUUUAAGUCUGAUAAAAUGACUUACAAUGUAAUACUUUCUAUAAUCACAAGAUCUGAAACCACAACAUAUAAUAUUAGUUUUGUCUCAUCCGUCACUAAGUCACUCGGAUCAGAAAUUUUUGACACAAAGACCAAAGAUCAUUUUGAGUUGAGUUAACAACUUCUAGUUAAGAAUAUGACUUGAUCAUACUAAUAUCAUAUUGUAUAUUAUAAUAUACGGUCAACACAUUAUGUGUCGUUUAACAUGAAACAAAAAUUAGAUAAAUGGAUUAUAACAGGUAAGGUAGUAAACAGAGUAAAAUCAUUUAUAAUUUUGAGAAAAUUUUAUGUUUACCACUUUCAUGGUACCAUUUUUCAUCUUUACACCAGUAAAGUAACAUUUUCAAAAAUAUCUUCUUCACUAGCUUAAGAUCCGCGCAAUUGCGCGGGAUGAAUGUUAUAUAUAAAACUAAUUUUUAUCUUUUUUAUUUAUUUGUAUUCAUUUACGUAUUAUGUAUAUAAUUAAAUUAGAGUAAAGACAUAAAUCAAAACAAUGCAUCUUGUUUAUUUACAUAUUUUUUUGGUAAAUAAACCAAAACAAUCAUUUUAU
This is a messenger RNA of Brassica napus (rape), 4610 nucleotides long. Its product is annotated as DEAD-box ATP-dependent RNA helicase 11-like. Gene Ontology annotation, molecular function: RNA helicase activity; ATP binding; RNA binding. The coding region runs from base 1648 to 2427 and encodes 259 amino acids. Gene Ontology annotation, cellular component: nucleus. The record is from RefSeq and is a predicted model, not a curated record. The transcript has 4 exons. NCBI's taxonomy places the organism in Eukaryota, Viridiplantae, Streptophyta, Magnoliopsida, Brassicales, Brassicaceae.